Mesocricetus auratus (golden hamster) is the source of this 658-nucleotide messenger RNA. RefSeq names its product RNA polymerase II, I and III subunit F (gene Polr2f). The record is from RefSeq and is a predicted model, not a curated record. The transcript is spliced from 3 exons. Gene Ontology annotation, molecular function: DNA-directed RNA polymerase activity; DNA binding. Gene Ontology annotation, biological process: DNA-templated transcription. Gene Ontology annotation, cellular component: RNA polymerase II, core complex; RNA polymerase I complex; RNA polymerase III complex. The coding region runs from base 249 to 578 and encodes 109 amino acids. Lineage: Eukaryota; Metazoa; Chordata; Mammalia; Rodentia; Cricetidae.
GAUGUCUUUCUUAGGAGGCGUGCCUGGAGUUGACAUCUCCCUGUGUGGUGUUGGGGCCUCUGCUUAGACCAAGCAUCAGCUGCGGUCUGGGCCACUGGAAGCUCACGGUCUGCUGUGAACAGUAGGCUAGUGGCUUUGAUGCCACAAAAGGCAUAUGUAAUGUAACGGGCACUGAAGACAGUCAUUUCCAGGGUGGGGACACUGAGUCUCAGGCUUCUGGAGAGAGGGACUCAGGAGAAUGAUAUGGAAUGUGCAGGUGUCCGAGCUUGCUUGCAGUGACUGUGACAGAGCACGUGAGGCAGGUUCCUGGCUCGGCACAUUUGGCUCACAUUUCUGGGGGUUGGAGGCCCAGGAACAUGGCACCUGCACCCGAUGAGGCCUCAAGCUGCAGCGUAAGAUGGCAGAGUGUGACACGGAUGUGUGCUCCCGUGAUGGUGGAGCUGGAGGGGGAGACAGACCCUUUGCUCAUCGCCAUGAAGGAACUCAAGGCCCGGAAGAUCCCAAUCAUCAUUCGCCGUUACCUGCCAGAUGGAAGCUACGAGGACUGGGGUGUGGAUGAGCUCAUCAUCACUGACUGAGCAGAGCUGCCGACUGUGCCUGGGUGCCACUUCUCUGCCUACUUUGUACAUGUAAAUAAUAAACGUCACCUUUCCGCCCA